AUGACAAAAGCUGCAGCUCAGUGCUUACCCAGGGCCACCACCAGGAGGCUCCACUGUGCUCUGAACAGUGUCUCUGUGAUUCAGUCACAUAAAGAACUGUGUUGGGAGGGUAAUCUCAGAACACUGUUUUUUUUUGUUUGUUUGUUUGUUUCUGAGAUAAAAGCCAGAACUCAAAGGCAGAGUUUAUUUCUCAGAAUUGUCACAUUUUUCUCAGAUUACAAAUUUCCUGCCAGCAAGGAACGUCCAGGAAACACAGCACAGCUGGACUCCUCAGCCCCCCCUACAGAACACAGCUGGACUCCUCAGCCCCCCCAACAGAACACAGCACAGCUGGACUCCUCAGCCCCCCCUACAGAACACAGCUGGACUCCUCAGCCCCCCCACAGAACACAGCUGGACUCCUCAGCCCCCCCUACAGAACACAGCACAGCUGGACUCCUCAGCUCCCCCUACAGAACACAGCUGGACUCCUCAGCCCCCCUACAGAACACAGCUGGACUCCUCAGCCCCCCUACAGAACACAGCUGGACUCCUCAGACCCCCCACAGAACACAGCUGGACUCCUCAGCCCCCCUACAGAACACAGCUGGACUCCUCAGCCCCCCUACAGAACACAGCUGGACUCCUCAGCCCCCCCCUACAGAACACAGCACAGCUGGACUCCUCAGCCCCCCCACAGAACACAGCACAGCUGGACUCCUCAGCCCCCCCACAGAACACAGCUGGACUCCCCCCCCCCCCCCCACAGAACACAGCACAGCCAAUGAAACGACUGAAACCCGUCCCAUCAGGCCAGCCUCCACUCAGCAGGCCUACCUGUCUGUCUGUCUGUCUGUCUGUCUGUCUGUCUGUCUGCUGCUUCACACUGAAACAGUUGAAUUCAUUAUAAAGAGUUCAGCACUGUUCCAGGGUGCUAAUCUCUUUGGCUAGCCUGGUGUUAGCCUGGUGUUAGCCUGGUGUU
Molecule: messenger RNA, 961 nt
Organism: Myripristis murdjan (pinecone soldierfish)
Lineage: Eukaryota; Metazoa; Chordata; Actinopteri; Holocentriformes; Holocentridae
Product: mucin-7-like
Exons: 3
Coding region: 1-930 (309 amino acids)
Source: RefSeq, a predicted model, not a curated record